CCCUCCCUCCCACUCCUCAGUUGAGCAAAAUUGUCUGAAAAUCUCGCAAAAAUCAAAUCUCUCCUUGUUUUCAGUGUUUUUGUCUGAAUUUUUCGUGGUUGAUCUGCUAUGGCGAAGAGCGAAGGACCGGCGAUUGGGAUCGACUUGGGCACGACAUACUCGUGCGUGGGGGUGUGGCAACACGACCGCGUGGAGAUCAUUGCAAAUGACCAGGGGAACAGGACGACGCCGUCUUACGUGGCCUUCACUGACACGGAGCGUCUGAUCGGCGAUGCGGCCAAGAACCAGGUCGCCAUGAACCCUACCAACACUGUUUUCGAUGCCAAGCGAUUAAUUGGUAGGAGGUACAGUGAUCCAUCGGUGCAGAGCGACAUUAAAUUGUGGCCAUUCAAGGUGAUUGCUGGGCCUGGGGACAAGCCCAUGAUCGUGGUCAAUUACAAGGGAGAAGAGAAGCAAUUUUCUGCGGAGGAAAUUUCCUCCAUGGUUCUCAUAAAGAUGAAGGAGAUCGCUGAGGCAUACCUUGGUACAACUAUUAAGAAUGCUGUUGUCACCGUCCCUGCAUACUUCAAUGACUCGCAGCGUCAAGCCACAAAGGACGCUGGUGUAAUUUCUGGCCUCAAUGUGAUGCGUAUCAUCAAUGAGCCAACCGCCGCUGCUAUUGCAUAUGGGCUUGACAAGAAGGCAAGUAGCUCUGGUGAAAAGAAUGUGCUCAUCUUCGAUCUUGGUGGUGGGACGUUUGAUGUCUCGCUUCUCACCAUUGAAGAGGGCAUCUUUGAAGUGAAAGCUACAGCUGGUGAUACCCACUUGGGAGGUGAAGAUUUUGAUAACAGGAUGGUGAACCAUUUCGUCCAGGAAUUCAAGAGGAAGAACAAGAAGGAUAUCAGUGGAAACCCCAGGGCUCUGAGGAGGUUGAGGACCGCUUGCGAGAGGGCUAAAAGAACUCUCUCAUCUACUGCGCAAACGACCAUUGAAAUUGAUUCUUUGUAUGAGGGUAUUGAUUUCUACUCGACAAUUACCCGAGCAAGAUUCGAGGAGCUUAACAUGGACUUAUUCAGAAAGUGUAUGGAGCCUGUGGAGAAGUGUUUGAGGGACGCUAAGAUGGACAAGAGCAGCGUCGAUGAAGUGGUUCUUGUUGGUGGGUCUACUAGGAUCCCCAAGGUUCAGCAAUUGUUGCAGGACUUCUUCAAUGGAAAGGAGCUUUGCAAGAGCAUUAACCCUGACGAGGCGGUUGCCUAUGGCGCUGCUGUUCAGGCCGCAAUUCUUAGCGGUGAGGGUAAUGAGAAGGUGCAGGACUUGUUGUUGCUGGAUGUUACUCCUCUUUCGCUUGGUUUGGAGACUGCCGGAGGUGUCAUGACUGUUUUGAUUCCAAGGAACACCACCAUUCCCACUAAGAAGGAACAGGUGUUCUCAACCUACUCCGAUAACCAGCCUGGCGUGCUGAUCCAGGUGUACGAGGGUGAAAGGAGCAGAACCCGCGAUAACAACUUGCUCGGCAAGUUCGAGCUCUCCGGCAUUCCUCCUGCGCCUAGGGGAGUCCCUCAAAUCAACGUGUGCUUCGACAUUGAUGCCAAUGGUAUUCUGAAUGUGUCUGCAGAGGAUAAAACCACUGGACAGAAGAACAAGAUUACAAUCACCAAUGACAAGGGCCGACUCUCCAAGGAAGAGAUUGAGAAGAUGGUCCAGGAGGCUGAGAAGUACAAGGCGGAGGAUGAGGAGCAUAAGAAGAAGGUCGAGGCUAAGAACGCACUGGAGAACUACGCUUACAACAUGAGGAAUACCAUCAAAGAUGAAAAGAUUUCUGCCAAGCUUCCGGCCAACGACAAGAAGAAGAUUGAGGAUGCUAUUGACCAGGCCAUCAAUUGGCUUGAUGGGAACCAGCUUGCUGAGGCUGAUGAGUUCGAAGACAAGAUGAAGGAGCUGGAGAGCAUCUGUAACCCGAUCAUUGCCAAGAUGUACCAAGGUGCCGGUGGUGAUAUGGGUGGAGCCAUGGAUGAGGAUGGUCCUACUACUGGAGGUGGAAGCGGUGCUGGCCCCAAGAUUGAGGAAGUUGAUUAAAUAUUUUAGCCUUCUAGUGCUUUUUGGGUUGUUCCUUUAGAUUGGGAACGAUCAUUUCUCUGCUUUUGUGAAUUUUCUUUUGUUUGAAAAACUCGAUGAUGGUAUAUGUUUGAAAAACUUGGUAUUUGAAGUAUUAAUAAUGUUCCUUUUAUUUUCCCUUA
This is a messenger RNA of Corylus avellana, 2216 nucleotides long. RefSeq names its product heat shock cognate 70 kDa protein 2. NCBI's taxonomy places the organism in Eukaryota, Viridiplantae, Streptophyta, Magnoliopsida, Fagales, Betulaceae. The record is from RefSeq and is a predicted model, not a curated record. Gene Ontology annotation, molecular function: ATP binding; ATP-dependent protein folding chaperone.